CAAUGAGUUUAAAAUUGUAAAAAACAAGAAAGCAAAAAGUGACAUUUGGAAACAUUUUGGCCUGAAACUCAAUACAAAGAUAAAUCAAUUAGUUGAUAAUGUUGCCGUCUGUAGCCACUGCAAUCUGGACGUUAAAAUGAGUGGUGGAGGUACCUCAAAUCUGAGAACCCACAUCGAUCGCCGUCAUCCGAAUCUCAGCAGGGCUACUAAAUCCAGUACGUCAAAGGCAACAGAUGAAGAGGAUGAGACAAAACAUGUGGUUAAAAAGCAAAAAAACCCUUGAUGGUACACCAGUGAGGAGCUUCAGAAUUUCCUGUCUGAGUGCACUCUUCUGGAUCCACGUUUCAAGACCACUUACUUGACACCAGAGGCUAUGGAGAACACCUACCAUCGCUUUGCGCUGUUGUUACAAUCUGGGGAUGGAAAGGUAGGGGUUACAAAGCUACAAAACAAAACAUACUGCAUUACUGCUUCUGCUAUUACUAUUUCGCAUGAUAAAUAGUGAAAAUAAUAAUGCCGGAUAAAUGAUAAUAUUGAUUAUAAUAUUAGAACACAUUUUAUAAAGGGAAGUCAGUAUUAAGUAAAGUGAUAAAACAGAGCAAAAUAUUUUUAUCAGCAUUGAUGCAUCAAAGAAAUGUAUACAACAAAAAGCUCUAGCAAUGAAAAGAAAAUCCGAUUGUUUCAGGUACACGUUCAAGCUGACACCCAGGCUCCUACCCCUAGACAACAUAUUCCUCCACAUCCUGUGCUUCCCGAGAGGCCAAAUACCAGCCAAUCACCAUCUCCUACUGAGACAUCUGAUGAAGAGAAUGCAGCCAAAUGUCAGCGGUCCUCAGACUCCUCAAAGAAAGUUGGUCUUGCAGCUAUAUUUGACUUUGAGAAUGUUGAAGAGGCCACAGCCGCCAAGCCCAUGUCCUUGCAGGAGAAAAUCGAAGAAGAAAUAAAACAAUAUAAGCUAAUGAAUCAGAUAAGCAUAGAAAGCAACGCAUUAGACUGGUGGAAGAAAAACUGUAUCCAGUUCCCAUUACUUGCCUCUGUCGCAAAACAACGCCUGUGCAUACCAGCAACAUCUGUGCCAGCUGAACGCGUGUUCAGCUCAGCCGGUGAUAUUGUAACUGCCCAAAGGGCGUCCUUGGCUCCAGAAUUGGUUGACAUGUUGUUAUUUUGUAAAAAGAACUGUGAUUUGUGAUAAUUUCUGUCCAUUUUCUUAGGUUAUGUGAUGAUAACAUAUGGACAGUUUAAAGUUAAAUCAUCAUUGUUCUUCAUUAUAAUUUAUAGCGUUAUCUUAACAUUCUA
This is a messenger RNA of Dreissena polymorpha, 1296 nucleotides long. RefSeq lists its product as uncharacterized. The record is from RefSeq and is a predicted model, not a curated record. The transcript is spliced from 3 exons. Gene Ontology annotation, molecular function: protein dimerization activity. The coding region runs from base 635 to 1189 and encodes 184 amino acids. Lineage: Eukaryota; Metazoa; Mollusca; Bivalvia; Myida; Dreissenidae.